AUGCCGGACUGUUACACAGGCCCUGGGGAAGGCGUCCAUAGAGCUGAAAAGAAGAUUGCCACCAAGAGCAGCCAGGCAAUCUGCCUGGUGUGGCAAAGGAUGAGCAUCCUUGAUAGUCUUCGCAAAGAACCUCUCUCAACUUUUGGUAGUGGGCGGGAGGGAUUCGGCGAUAAGGCAGGCGGAACGGGCGCUCAUCGCACAGAUGAAUUCUGUAGACUUCACACCCAUCGAUACACCCAGAGAAACAUCUUCCACUGCCAGACAAGGGGACACAUCUGCCAGCUUGGUGUUAUGUCCAAGAGUUAUCGGAGACUGGGCCCAGUGGCAGUCAUCAGCGGUGAGGAAGACUCUGCAAGCCCUCUUCAUCAUGUCAACCAUGGUAUUGUCACACCCUGCUCUCUCGAUGCGGGACCUGAUGCCGUCGUAAUCGGCAUGAGUCGCAUUCCUGUCAUCGAGAACCCGCAGUACUUUCGACAUGGACACAACUGCAACAAGCCGACCACUUAUGUGCAGCAUAUUAAACAAAGGGACAUUGUUCUGAAGAGAGAGCUGGGCGAGGGAGCUUUCGGGAAGGUGUUUCUUGCCGAAUGUUACAACCUCAGCCCCACCAAAGAUAAGAUGCUGGUGGCUGUGAAGACUCUCAAAGAUCCCACCCUGACUGCCAGAAAAGACUUCCAACGGGAGGCCGAGCUCCUCACCAACCUCCAGCACGAGCACAUUGUGAAGUUCUAUGGCGUGUGUGUGGACGGCGACCCUCUCAUCAUGGUGUUUGAGUACAUGAAGCAUGGAGACCUCAAUAAGUUUCUGAGAGCCCAUGGUCCAGACGCCAUGAUCCUCGUGGAUGGCCAACCGAUGCAGUCUAAUGGGGAACUUGGUCUCUCGCAGAUGCUUCAUAUCGCUACACAGAUAGCGGCAGGCAUGGUCUACCUGUCCACCCAGCAUUUUGUGCACCGUGACCUGGCCACCCGCAACUGCCUCGUGGGUAACGGCCUGCUCGUGAAAAUUGGAGACUUCGGGAUGUCCAGAGACAUCUACAGCUCAGAUUACUAUCGAGUGGGAGGUCACACCAUGCUGCCCAUACGCUGGAUGCCUCCGGAGAGCAUCAUGUACAGGAAGUUCUCCACCGAGAGCGAUGUAUGGAGCUUCGGAGUCAUUAUGUGGGAGAUCUUCACCUACGGGAAACAGCCAUGGUUUCAGUUAUCCAAUAAUGAGGUCAUUGAAUGCAUUACCCAAGGUCGGGUUCUAGACAGGCCUCGCCUGUGUCCUAAGGAAGUGUACGACCUCAUGUUAGGCUGCUGGCAAAGAGAGCCGCAACAAAGACUGAACAUCAAAGACAUUCAGAAAGUCCUUUAUGCUCUGGGAAAAGCCACGCCUGUCUACUUGGACAUCCUCGGCUGAGACUGGUGCGACGUCUCAGCAGAACCCAACACAAUCCAGGAAUAACCAAACAAGCCCUUUUCCCCGCGUCGGCGCUCCACUGUAAAACCACCAACACGACGGAGAUGGACUUUAAGUGCCUGCAACACU
This is a messenger RNA of Sinocyclocheilus grahami, 1527 nucleotides long. RefSeq names its product NT-3 growth factor receptor-like. Gene Ontology annotation, molecular function: neurotrophin receptor activity; transmembrane receptor protein tyrosine kinase activity; ATP binding. NCBI's taxonomy places the organism in Eukaryota, Metazoa, Chordata, Actinopteri, Cypriniformes, Cyprinidae. The coding region runs from base 1 to 1398 and encodes 465 amino acids. The record is from RefSeq and is a predicted model, not a curated record. Gene Ontology annotation, cellular component: plasma membrane; axon; signaling receptor complex. Gene Ontology annotation, biological process: positive regulation of neuron projection development; cell surface receptor protein tyrosine kinase signaling pathway; positive regulation of phosphatidylinositol 3-kinase/protein kinase B signal transduction. The transcript has 10 exons.